AUGUAUCAUCUCGCCAAAUCACUGUAUUUCUACGCCACCAGCAAAGAGGAGUUCUCCGUGCUUCUUCUCGGCCUAGAUAAUGCCGGCAAAACAACGCUUCUCAACCAGAUCAAGGCCCUCUACCUGCCUUCGAGCCCCCUACACCACGACGACGCGCGCAAGUCGGACGUCGGCCGCACUGUGCCUACCGUCGGGCAAAAUGUGGCAACCAUUCCCUUACAAGACAUGUACCUGAAAAUAUGGGACGUUGGCGGCCAAAUUUCCAUGCGUGGCCUGUGGCAGAGCUAUUACGCUAGCUGUCAUGCCGUCAUAUUUGUCGUUGAUAGCACCGACGUCGGCGACGACGCAGACGUAUCGCGCUUGAGUUCCUCUAGCGUUAUGGACUCGGAACCACCUACUACAUCACGGCUAAUUCCCCAGCCUGAGGAUUCGGCUCAUCUCUCGCUAAAGCCCAUAGACCCGUCAAGCAAUUUCGGCAGGCUGGACGAGUGUCGGCAGGUGCUUGAGUCAGUUCUUCGCCAUUCCGACGCUGUUGGUGUCCCUGUUCUAGUGUUAGCGAAUAAGCAGGACCGUGAAGAUUGUGUUGAAGUAGUCCGCAUCAAAGAAGGGUUUGUGCGCAAAGUAAUAGAAGGUGAGGAAGGUGGUGGUGUUCGGGACAGUCGAGUAUUACCCGUUAGUGCUCUCAUGGGCACUGGCGUUCGAGAAGCUGUGGAAUGGGUCCGUAGCCGCGUGACAUGGAAUAAAGAGACGAGGCCUCCGAUAUUAAGAUAA
Molecule: messenger RNA, 771 nt
Organism: Ophidiomyces ophidiicola
Lineage: Eukaryota; Fungi; Ascomycota; Eurotiomycetes; Onygenales; Onygenaceae
Gene: ARL3
Product: ADP-ribosylation factor protein 3
Exons: 2
Coding region: 1-771 (256 amino acids)
Biological process (GO): Golgi to plasma membrane protein transport; intracellular protein transport; protein localization to organelle
Cellular component (GO): Golgi apparatus
Molecular function (GO): GTP binding; GTPase activity
Source: RefSeq, a predicted model, not a curated record